Juglans microcarpa x Juglans regia is the source of this 535-nucleotide messenger RNA. RefSeq lists its product as uncharacterized. Lineage: Eukaryota; Viridiplantae; Streptophyta; Magnoliopsida; Fagales; Juglandaceae. The record is from RefSeq and is a predicted model, not a curated record.
AUUGUAACCAACAGCCUCAUUUCCAUUUCACGGGCUAGAUUCUCUGUACUUAUUAUUUCAUUAGUACCGCUUCUCUCCACAUUGUAAUUGCUUUUAAAAAAAAAGACACAUACUUAUCGAAGUUUCAUCUGAAAUACUCUGUUGUACCAAAUUGAAUGAAGAGUCAUGUGGAAGAGAUCAUAUUUCAAGGGCCUAGCAUGCCAGAGAAAAUGCUUCUGAACCUUCCUGACCCCCAAUUGCAUCUCAAGAUAUUCUCUUUGGGUAUUGAAAGGAGUAUGUCUUUCAAGUUGGGAAUGUCUUUCUCCGCAACAAUUAAUGAGAAUGCCCCCCAAUUCAAAACCUCAAAAAAUGGUGGCACAAAGUUGUCAGAUAUGAUCACAGGUACACACUCAUAAAAGAUAGCUUCUACCACACGUGGGCUGUUCACCUCAUAACCCUUGGGGCAGAUGCAGUAUUUGCUGCUUUUCAUGUGCUGGAUGUAAUUCAUUUUGCUGGCAACACCAGGAGGCAUUGGACCAAAGAUCUUCAUACUAGG